AUGGCUGGACUGGGCCUACCUACGCAGAAACAGUACCCACAGCUACCUGUCUCACAAUUGACCAACAGGGUUGAAGCUAGCUCAAGCUCGACUGACAAGAAUGUCUCAGCGUUCGUUCUCAGCAUCUUCAGCGAGUGCGAUGAUACCUUCGAGGCGUACCAUCUUGUCAGCGGCCGACAACGGAAAGGAUUCAUCAUCGACCCUGGAGCAGCUUCUGGCAUCUGUGGCACUGACACGUUGCUGCAGCACAAUGGCAAGGACACGCAGAACUACACGAUCACCCCAGGCUCAGGCAAUUUCACUGGCAUCAACGGCAGACCUACCACAGGACUGGGACACGUGGCGCAGAAGGCUCAGCGCUCCCGUGUGGAACUGUCCAUUGACAGCGACCCUUCGGACGUUCACGUGGUCAGUGUACUUCUCACGUAUAGCAAUCACUACUUGCUUCUAACGAACGAUCCUGCAGGCCAGCAGCGCGAAGAACCAGCAGUUUCAGCUCAAGUAGUCGAGAUGCUGAUGCACAUGGUCUACAUGGAGGACACCUUCCCUGACUAUCUCACCAGCGAGAACGUGGCGUGGCUGAAGCAGAGAUACAAAGACACCCCUAAGGAGUUCUACACCGAGACAGGCUACGAGGUCGUAGCUCCAACCAACUUCGACAAGUCCAGGCUCACAGUGCUCUUUCCUGUUGGUUACCGCUACGGCUGGGACCUCAUGAAUCCCGAGCAUCGCAAGAUGUUGAGUAAGGUCCAGGCCGUUUUCAAGCCCAUCGUGAAGCUGUCUGCGCCAGAUUGCAGAAUGUGGACGGCCAUGAGUAAUAAGCGAGGAGCUGGAGUUGCGGCAGCAGAACGGCAAGCAGAGUUUCCUAAAUUGGAAAGGCUGCAUCGUGAUAAUGUCGUUCAGGAUCGAGACAGACACGGCUACAUUAACCAGAAUGACCUACGCUCCCAGCUCUGGACGCAGUCACCAUUGAAGCAAAAUCAAGACAUCGCCAGCAACAGAACUCGACGAGUUGACGGAUGUGCUCAGGGCUGUGUCAUACAGCUGAGGAAGACCAUCCGACGAUGCCCUGGUCAUGGAGUUCAGCGACAUGCAAUGAUCGAGGGCUCUGCGCCCGGCUCGGGUUCCAAGACUGUAGCACUGACUACCGUGUACACUCGCACGAUGUGCCGGGCACUCAUCAGCAACAUCGCCUCCUUCGCGCGCAAGUCCACUUGCGCCCUGAUGUUCGCUGCGCUCGUCCGAACGCAGAAGCAGUGCGAGUUCAGCUACUACACCCUCAGGCGACGGCACCUCGGCUCGGCAGCGACGGUGCGGCGGCAUACGACAUCACUACGGUCGCAGACGGCUUUCUUGAACCUGGACAAUGGCGUGGAUUUCAUAGCACUACUACCAGCGGGCACCGCUGGUCAGCUCUGGCCUCGGUCGGGCCUGGCGUUGAGGCAAUGUCUCGGCAUCAAUGGAGGAGUUAUUGACGCUGACUACAGAGGCGAACUCAUCGUGAUACUGGAAAAUCGUGGCAAGUCUCGCUUUGCAUGCCAAAGUGGUGACAGGAUCGCUCAGCUCAUGAUCGUGCAGAGCCACACUCCACCUGUGCAGCUUGAGGACCACAUCGACGACGGCGAAACAGGACGAGGCAAAAACGGCUUCGGCAGCACUGGACUACAUGCGCAGCAGAUGGCCUGGAAACUGCAAGCUGGCACCCAAGGCAGAUCCCAAGCGGACUUUGACACGACCAGUGGCCAAGAUACCUUCAGCGAUGGCAAAGGCUACGACGGCAGCAGCAUGAAGGUGGCCUAUGACCGGCUACGGCGAGUCAAGGUGGGCGACUUCACCACGAACAUUCACGAGCAGCUGAAGAAUAUUGACCAACUAUGGAUGGCUCGUAUCUUGGCAGAUUUAGCCGGACAGCACACAGGCAUACUCACGGCGCCCAACACUCAGCAGCAGCUCAACGUAGGCGACGACGCCGACGGCAUUGUUCAGAUACUGAUCGAGCUGCUGAGGCCAUUGAUGGACGUCGACUCACUACACAUCACAUUCCAGCCGAACAGCUUGGAAACAUCCAACACCACCUCGAUAGACGACAGCCCAUUUCGCAUCGUCUCUCUCGGCGCGGACAUCGACAAAUGGGAGUCUCCGGCACUGGAACGGCUUGACGGACUCACACCAGCACAGCAACAUCAUGGCAUUCGCGACCAUAAAUGGCUCAUUGCCGCUCAAGGACAUGCGCCACCACCUACUAUGGAAGAAGAUGCUGAACGGAGGAUCCUACCGCGACUCAAGCUCACCACCGCACCACCGAGCUUCGACUUCGCCAAACUACGUCAGCAGCUCCAGGAGACGGAAUAUGAUGCCGCCCGCUUUCGCUUGCUGAAGGGCCUUCAUGAACGACUUUGGCACGAACAGUUUCCAAGCAUGGAGAAGUUCUUGAGGCGACUUGGUGUGCCGGACAGGUGCUUGGAGCUGGCUCAGCAAGUGCUUGCAGCAUGCGAGCAGUGCAACGACUGGCCACCUAUAGCCAGCAAGCCCAAGUAUCGAGCAGAGCUCGCAGGGUGGUUCGGCGACUUCAUGGCGUGCGACCUCUUCUUCAUAUUCGGCAAGACCUUCCUGCUCAUGGUGGGCGAGGCUAUUGGAUGGAACAUUGCGCAGGUGUUGCCCAAGGACGCGUUCCACAUUGCACAAGCAAUGUUACGAACUUGGUUUCGAUACUUUGGACCACCCAAGUGCAUCAAGUUCGACCAAGAAGGCGGAGUUCGCUCAGAUGACUUUGCACCUACAAUCACCGGGCUGGCAGAAAAACGCAGUCUCAUCAAGACAUCCGCUUUGGAAUGCAAGGCUAGUGUGGCCAAGCAAAGACUUGCGGUUCCCGACGAGGACAUAAUGUUCGAGCGCACGAUGUGCCAGAACUGUAUGCUUGAAUACGGCGGCUGCACUCCAUCUCAGUGUCUACACGGACAGAAUCCUCGAGGCUUCUUUGAUCACGGCUCCAACUCCACUCUUUCCAUAGACGGCGCUCGUGACUCUACUCCCAACACCUUGAAGUCAUGCCUCAGGCUCAGGAUGAUGGCCCAGACGGCGUUUCAGAAGGCAGUCAUCGAACAGCGCAUCGCAGAGGCAAACAACACCAGAGUGCAAAUCCGCUCGGACGUGGCAAAGCUACGACAUUUGCAGGACUUCGUCGACCUGUAUCGAGUUCCUGAUCGUAAGGAUGCACCUGGAUGGAAGGCCGCACCAGCCGUCACGAUCACUGUUGGAAUGGUUCACGAUGCCAACGGCAUGCAGACUGUGGUGCCGGAUGACUUGGAAGUCGAUACUCCUGAGGUCUUUCGACUGGCCUCUCAAGUUGGCGAGGUCUUGUUGCAGGUAUCGGCUCCCAGAGCCAUCAGGUUCGGCACUCAGCUACCCAACAUCGACACCUACCACGGCAUCAAACGAGGAGUUAUCCUAGCAUGGAUUCGGCGAGAUCGGCUCAUUUAUCAAGUGCGACAAGUGGAUCUGGGAAAUACUCUGCGACUGGCCACCAUCUUGCCAGACACGCCGAGCAACUACUAUUUCAUCAUCUACGUAUCAGACCAAUACGAGGAAGUUACAGUUCAGGACGCGCUGCCAGAUUUGCCGGACAUCUCCAGCAUCGAGCAGAUUGAUGACGCGCCCUGGACUGCUCCUACGCAAUUUCUACCAUCACCACCUCCGACAGAAUGGUGGAAACCGCCAGGUCAGGCGCAUCUAUCCUGGCGCCACCUGCACCUCCUCGACCUCCUGAUGAUCGUCCAGGUCGACCAGUGCCAGAAGGUGAGCAAAAGCGAACUUUGGCGGCAGAUCACGACAUCAAAAUGUCGGAUGAGGAGUUCGUUCCGCGAGGUCCGGCACCACGUCGAGCUACCACCUCACCUCGGGCUUCAACACCGUUUCGGCAGAUACCCACGGUACCGAUGUUUCCAGCACCUCAGGCUCCAGCUUCACCGGACUGGGAGCAAAUGGCGCUUCCCGACUCACCUGUCGGCAUGGACGCCUCUCGCUGAGAACCAGCAGCAUCUGGGCAGCCACCAGCUGUACCAGACGCAAGAGCUCGGGAACAUGAUGGCCACCGAUCUCGGACCCAGACAUCAAUCCUGA
This is a messenger RNA of Prorocentrum cordatum, 4119 nucleotides long. Lineage: Eukaryota; Dinophyceae; Prorocentrales; Prorocentraceae. The record is from the annotation of a GenBank genome assembly.